This is a messenger RNA of Annulohypoxylon maeteangense, 2091 nucleotides long. RefSeq lists its product as uncharacterized. NCBI's taxonomy places the organism in Eukaryota, Fungi, Ascomycota, Sordariomycetes, Xylariales, Hypoxylaceae. Gene Ontology annotation, molecular function: RNA binding. Bases 136 to 1929 code for a protein of 597 amino acids. The record is from RefSeq and is a predicted model, not a curated record. The transcript has 6 exons.
UGUCCCUCGAACACUCAUAAUUUCUCAUCGCCCAUCGUUCGCCGAAGAACUAAUCAGAGUUUCUUCGGUCAAAUUCAUUUCCCUGCCUGCGCGCGACGACCUCUGCACGUUGCGCGUGGCUAAAACACCGCAAUCAUGGCUCCCAAGAAGAAGGACCAGCAGAAGAUGUCCCUCGGGGCCUUCUUGCAGGAAGAGAAAUACGGUGGUUCGUGGGCUGACGAAGUUGAGGAUUCAUUCGGAUCCCAGCCUCUACCUUCCUCUGGCACUGACCGACGAACUGGCUAUUCUAGCUAUGGAUCCGGUGGCGGUGAUCGUGGCUACGCUCGCGACUCUUACGCAUCCCAGGGACCCGCACAACUUCCUACUAAACCGCCUUUCACCGCUCACCUAGGCAACCUUUCCUACGAAGCUACUACCGAAUCUGUGACCGAGUUUUUCGAGGAUUGUGACAUUACUAGCGUCCGAAUCAUCGAGGAUCGCAUCGAGCAGCGCCCAAAAGGGUUUGCCUAUGCUGAGUUUGCGAAUGUUGAAGGUCUAAAGAAGGCCUUGACUCUUGAUGGAACCAGCUUCCAAGGUCGCACUAUCAAGAUUAAGAUCGCAGAUCCCCCCAAGGAACGACAGGAUCGUGGCGGCGACUCAGCUCGCGACCUUAGUAGCUGGGAGCGAAAAGGUCCCUUGGCGGAUCUUCCAUCUCGUGGUGGUGAUCGACGCCCCGCAGAAUUCGGAGAGCGCCGCGGACCUGGCGGUUUCCGGGAUCGGGAUGCAGCACCCCCUUCUGACGACGGCAAGGUACGCGAUUUCGGCAACUGGGAACGGAAGGGUCCGCUAUCACCUCUUCCUCAGCCCGAACGUGCGGGAUCACGAGAUAGCAGCCGUCCCCGAACCCACGAUGCUAACCGUGGCGAUUCCUUCCGCAAGGAUCGUAGAGCCUCUCCAGCUACGUGGGGUGAGGGUCGUCAAGAAGGCUCUCGUCCCCCUAGGGAAUUCAAAGAGAGGACUGAGCGCCCAGAUCGCCCAGAGCGCACAGAGCGUCCGGAACGCGCACCAACUGCAGCGGAUCUAGACAACCAGUGGCGCAACAACAUGAAGCCCGACCGUUCCGUGAAGUCUCCUGGACAGUCCCGUGAUGGAUCCGAGGCACCGCCGUCGCCAGCUCCUGCUGCGGCUAACCUCGCAGCUCCCGUAGGUCGCCCUCGACUUAACCUCCAGAAGCGGACGGUAUCCGAAUCUCCUGAUGUCGUAUCCCCCGGAUUGCCAUCUGCUACUGGCGACUCUAAAGCGAGCCCCUUCGGUGCCGCUCGUCCUAUUGAUACGGCGGCAAAGGAGCGUGAGAUCGCAGAGAAGCGAGAGCAACAGUUGAAGGAGAAGAAGGAGGCAGAUGAUAAAGCCAAGGAAGAACGACGUAUUGCCAAGGAAGCUAAGGAUGCCGCGGCAAAAGAAGCUGCAGAAAAAGCUGCAGCGGAGGCAGAGAAGCCAAAGGUGGUUGAGCCAGUCGAGGAGAAACCCGAAGCCGUCCCUGAGACCAAGGAGGAGGAACCUAAGGAGGGAGGUACCCAGGCUCAGAACGGCAAUGGUGCAGAACAGAAAUUGCCAAUUCGACCAAAGGAUAACGUGCCAAAUCCUAAGACCACCAGAGCUGCCGAGAGUGGCAACUGGCGAGCAUCAACGGGAGAACGAGGUCGUGGCGGCUACGUCAACGCCUCAAGAGGCCGUGGUGAUGCUCGAGGCCGCGGUGCGCCGCGGGCACCGCGCGGCAACCACGAAGGUCGACCUCCCCGAGCAAACGGAAACACAGCCGCCCCCUCCACUCAACAGUCUACACAGGCCCCGCCUCCUGCCUCAGAGGGCGAGGCUGCUCCGGCACAGAGUGCGGAUGGCUGGACAACGGUCCAAACUAAGCCUCGCCACAAUAACCGUACGCGUGCUUGAAUGCGACGGCAAGCAAUGUACAAAAACCAGGUCUUCCAUGCAUAGGUACAUGGGGGGAGUUCAUCGGGAUCCAUAAUGCUGUGGACUUGCAAUACGAAGAAAAAUUUUUGAUCUUUUACUGCUAUUGACCCCCUUCGCUGUGACGACUGCUUUACGACGAUC